AUGUCUCACGAAAGCGUCUGGAACUCUCGCCCCCGCAACUACGGCAAGGGCUCUCGCAGCUGCCGCGUCUGCAAGCACAAGGCUGGUCUGAUCCGCAAAUAUGAUCUGAACCUCUGCCGUCAGUGCUUCCGUGAGAAGUCCAAGGAUAUUGGCUUCGUCAAGGUAAGGGGCUAA
Molecule: messenger RNA, 174 nt
Organism: Ustilaginoidea virens
Lineage: Eukaryota; Fungi; Ascomycota; Sordariomycetes; Hypocreales; Clavicipitaceae
Exons: 2
Coding region: 1-174 (57 amino acids)
Biological process (GO): translation
Cellular component (GO): cytosolic small ribosomal subunit; ribosome
Molecular function (GO): zinc ion binding; RNA binding; structural constituent of ribosome
Source: RefSeq, a predicted model, not a curated record